Molecule: messenger RNA, 1889 nt
Organism: Conger conger (European conger)
Lineage: Eukaryota; Metazoa; Chordata; Actinopteri; Anguilliformes; Congridae
Gene: msantd2
Product: myb/SANT-like DNA-binding domain-containing protein 2
Exons: 4
Coding region: 58-1722 (554 amino acids)
Source: RefSeq, a predicted model, not a curated record
CACACUAGACGUCAGCUGGUCAACGCCCCUCCCCCUCCCCUUAGCAACAGAACCAAGAUGGCGGCGCCCAGUAACAUUGAUCAGUCGACCGAAACACCUACGCCGUUAAAGAUCCCUAAAACUGAAGUUCCAUCUCCAGAAUCGGAGGAUCUGAGCGACAGCAACCAAUAUCAUUCCAACCCGUCUACACCCAAUCGUUUUUCACCACUCAACGUAGGUAUCUCUGUUUCUGGAGGCGCAGGCCGAAGUGGAACGGCCUCAGCUUCCAAUAGCUUUACCGCCUGCCGGGGCAUGUCGUGGACUCCGUCCGAAACAAAUGCCCUGAUUGCCGUUUGGGGUAACGAGAGGCUAACCGAAGCACGAAUGCAGCAGCUUGAGGUGGCAGGGACUGUAUUUUCUGGAAAGGCGCCGGGGCCAGCUAUGUACGAGCGGGUAUCCAGAGCCUUAGCGGAGCUGGGCUAUGAAAGGACCCCUUCCCAAUGCCGGGAAAGGAUGAAGACCCUGCGGCGAUGUUACAGCCGGGUAAAGGAGCACGGCAUUGGCAAAAGGAAGAGCAGCUACUCUAUCGAGCAGCUGGAGAAGGUGUUCGGCCAGGGCGGCUGGGAUUCGCAGACCUGCCAGCCCGUCCUCAUCAACAGCAGCGGCCUGUACCAGGAGAUGGAGUCAGACGGCAGCACGAUGGAAGACUACUCGCAGGAAGACUGGUGCAACCAGGAGCUGUCGUCGUUUCAGGAGAGAGACAUGGAGCCUGAGGAAAUCCAGCCUCCAAAGAACAGAGUACUACAGUUACGACAGGAACCAUCGAAUGACCACCAGAAGCAGGACGUGAUGCAGAACGUGGUGCGCAUCCUGGAGUCGGUGCACAUCAGCUGGGAGCACUUCCAGACGUGGACGGACUUCUCACGCCUGCACCUCUCCAACAAGCUGGCCAUCUUCGGCGUGGGCUACAACACGCGCUGGCGGGAGGACAUCCGCUACCACUACGCCGAGAUCAGCUCCCAGGUGCCCCUCGGCAAGCGUCUGCGCGAGUACUUCAACCCCGAGAAGGCCGAGGGCCGCGUCAUCAUGACCAAGGUGCAGAAGAUGAACUGGAAGAACGUCUACUACAAGUUCCUGGACAUCACCAUCAGCGAGGCGCGUUGCCUGGAGCUGCACAUGGAGGUGGAGUGGAUCCCCGUGGCCCAGUCCAGGGCCGCCGGCUGCAGCAACGGCUCCCAGUACCUCCUCCCGGGGGGUAUCCCCAAAACCUACGGCCUCUACGCCAUCGGGUACGAGGAGGUGGAGCCGGCCCAGGGGCCCUCCGGCUCGGGCGAGAGGCCCUCAUCGCCGGAGCCCAGCGAGCCCGACCCCGGCGCCGCGCGGUCGGAGAAAGAGGAGGAGGAGGAGGAGGACGAUGACGAGGAUGAGGAAGAGGAAGAGGCCUCGGCCAAAGUGACUUACUGCUUCCUGGGCAUCGCGGAGGACAGGACCCUGCAGCAGUGCCUGUUCCAGCACUUUCAGAGCUCGGGGAAGUACUACAGCCGCGGCGAGCCGUCCCCCGUCACCAAGUUCCUGCUGGGGAACUGCAGCGUGCGGGCCAAGGCGGGGGGCUCGCCUCCGGCGGCCAUUUACAUCAAGUUCAUCGAGGUGGAGCUGGACUUCCUCUCGGCCGGCUCUUUGGUGGAAUGUCUAGAGAUCGCCGUGGGCUACUCCUUAAAGUUCAACAAGAGGGAGACGUUGUAACGCUCCCUUUCCGGUCCGUUCCGGUGACUCCACGCAACGCGCGGAGUGACUAGCGGUUAGCAGCCAAAAGGGCGGGAAGCGUUUGUGUUUUCCGACCACCCCCUCGUCCCCUUUUCAGCGCAGCUACGCUCGUCUCAGGGAGUCCGUCCAUACCGUGGUAAACCGGG